Molecule: messenger RNA, 2865 nt
Organism: Fusarium tjaetaba
Lineage: Eukaryota; Fungi; Ascomycota; Sordariomycetes; Hypocreales; Nectriaceae
Product: trichothecene 3-o-acetyltransferase
Exons: 6
Coding region: 1-2865 (954 amino acids)
Source: RefSeq, a predicted model, not a curated record
AUGCUUCAGCGAGAGUUCUCUCACGAUUGUCGAUCAGUAGAACCUGGCCCAGGAGCACCGAAAUAUUCCUCCAGUCUAGCUUUCAUCUUUCAAUGUGCAACCACUGGUCUUGUUGGAACAUCACCCGAGACCAUUUCUAGCAUUAAUCCCGAUAUAGACAAGGAGCAGAUCUUUCUUGCUCUACAUAGGGCUCUUUUAGUGACCGUGAACGAUAUUCCUGAGCUUGCAUGCUGUGUGCAGAAGCGCGUCGAUAGCAGCCGUGAAGAGGUUGAGCUUGUCUUUGAUUCUGCCAGGGGCGUUGAGAUUUACUACAAAGACUACAAUUCUGCUCAGCUGUGCGGUCUAUGGACUUACGGCAAUUUUGACCAGCUUGAAGAGGAACAUUUCCCACAUAGCAAGAUACUCAGGAGCCUUGUUUUUGGACCUUCAUCUAAGUUGAAAGACAAUGUGAAACUUCCUUCUCUUAUUGUGCAAGCCAGCUUUAUCCCUGGGGGUCUCAUUAUUGGCAGUCAGUUGCAUCAUGUUGCUGGAGAUGGUAAAUGCAACUUCAUGCUUUGGUCCACAAUAGGGUCUCAUUUUGCCGCCGCAACUUGUCAACCAUCAAGCCAAACAAGAUCACCUGUUCAAUUAUUGGACAGACACGACAUCGUCAAGGGUGACCUUAACACAACUCUGGAGGAAUUUCCCCACUGGAAACUGGCAGAGGACAACGACAAAUUUCUCAAUCCUACGGAAUACGGUUCAGAUGAAGUGUUUGAGAGUGCCAUUUAUUUUAUACCAGCUGAUAAGAUUGCACUACUCAAAACCUGCAUCCUGAGUAGUGUGCCUUCUACUACCAAGGCUGGAACCGUCACUGCAUUAUGCGCGUUCCUAUGGCGUCAUGUAGUUCUGGCAAGAGGCAUUGACUGUCGAAAGUAUCCCGACGCAAAGCUAGCUAUUACAGUGGAUGCGAGAAGCCGUAUGGAAAGCCCAGUGAUACCGUCCACAUACUGGGGUAACUUUGCAGAGCCAAACGCAGUGGCUCAGCUAUCUGUAGCUAGUCUGCAAGAAGGCUCUGUUCUAUCAUCAUCACCGUCACGGAAUUGCAAGAGUACAAUCUACGCUCAGGCCGCACUAAAUGUACAGAGGGCGAUAGCUGCAGUGGAUGACAAGGCAACAAAUGCGAAGCAAGGGCUUCACCACAAAAACUUUCAAAGCCUUGCCACAGCGGCAAAGAAUGGGUGCAGAAUCUGUCUCUACUUACGCAGUACCCUCUUCUCUGAGGAGUUGGAGUCUAUAGAAUAUGAGGUCAGGUGGGACGACGCAUGGGAGUUUCAUUGGAAAAUUGAAUUCUACGAUGCUGUCAGUGGGCCAUCAAUCAAUCUUGACAAAUCCCCGAGUUACUGGAACUGGUUCGUGUUUGUCGAUGUGUUUUCUUUACGAAAACCUCCAGCCGGUUAUGAGGACUUUCUCGCCCUUGUCGCUGCAGAUCAAAUCUCGGAGCCCACGCGAGUCCGAAUGAAAUUUUCGCCGUUGCGGGAAAUUCCUGAUAACACCGGCCACCAGGAUGUUGCACUUCUGGCUAAGAAGUGGCUUCAGACCUGCAAAGAUCAUCACGAUUGCGGAUCUGCUUCGGAGGACGGCUGGUAUCCUAAGCGGCUCAUUCAUGUUGGCGAUGAACAACAGUCCCCAAGACUGAUCGUUUCCGAGAAUGAGAGACCAGAAGGCUGUUAUGCGGCAUUGAGUCAUUGUUGGGGAGAAGACCCAGAGUUCCUCAUGUUAACGUCCGACAAUUUAUCUGACUUCUGCAUUGAGAUUCAGCUACAGAACCUUCCAGCCAGUUUCAGAGAUGCAGUAAUGACCUGUCGUCGAAUUGGCAUUCCAUAUAUCUGGAUCGACUCACUUUGCAUCCUACAGUCUGGUCUUGGUUCUCAUGAAGAUUGGCUCUCGCACUCAGAGGAUAUGCAUCUAGUUUAUAGCAACUGCGCCUUGAAUAUCUCCAUCGAUGUGUCCGAGAACCCCCACGGAGGUGCUUUUAGGUCGAGGAAUCCCAUGUAUCUACAAGACUGCUAUGUCUGGACUCCGUUUCGCACGCCGCCAGAACCUUCGCGCGAAAGCGAGCACGAAAUAGAUGAUAGCAAAGAAAGACCGUAUUUCCUGGGAGUGCGAUGGAAGCCGCAAGACAAGCUCGUUGCUUUCGCCGCCGUCGCCCGACACUGUAUUCCAUGGUUUGGUAGCGACUACUGUGCCGGAAUCUUUCGCAGCACCAUGCCGCAAGGUCUUCUUUGGGAGAUGGCUCCCCUUGGACGAUUAGGAAGGUCGAAGGUUUACCGCGCGCCGUCUUGGAGUUGGGCCAGCUUGGAUUGCCGUGUGAAGUUUGAUAUCUUAGACAGUGAAGGAACUGUUCUGGCCGUUGUAGACGAUGUUACGGUGGAAUCGGUUGACCCAAACAAUCGAUUCGGUCAAGUAAAGUCUGCUUCUUUAACAUUGCCAGGACCUCUGGUAGCAUCUGAUUCACUCGUCCUCAAGGACACCAACGACGAAGAGUUCGUGGCCGAAGGUAGAUUUGGUCGUGAAAGCUACCAAGACAUACAAACUAUACUCGGGCACAGUUUCGGUAUCACCGCCGAUACUGUGGCCUUUUGGCAGGAUGGUGAAAGGAAGGGUUGGCUGAUCUCCCAAAAGAACAUGUAUCUCCUUGCUGUCUUGGAGAUAUCGAAGGAGCCUCACACGCAUGGUCUUUUGGUGCAGAAGAAUGAUGAUGGGACCUUCACCAGAGCUGGAAGCUGGGAGGCAGGGCCAGGUUUGAACAUGGAUAUCUUGGUGAGCUCGGGCUAUGGCAUUACAGGGGUGACAUACCGGGCUGCUUGUUUGACAUACUACUGA